ACUCAUGGCUUAUAAUAGCUAGAAACUCGUCAUUAAGAAUGGUUUCAGAUGCGCUUCCUAUGAUCUAAUGACAUUUCUCCUGCAGAUUGAGUCUCAUGCGGUCAUCGUUUAUCCGAGAAAAUCCUGCCAUGAUCCGCACCUCGAUCACUUUUAUUUAUCUCAGAGCAUAUUUACACCGUCAACAAAUACAGCAAUAGCAGGCCGCCCACCCGUCUAUGUCUCCUUAAUUCUGUGAGCACUAUACAUUCUAAAAGCAAUGGCCAAAUGUUAUCUUUAAACCUGUCUUCUUCCUCGUCUGCGAGUUCCGUGCUGUCAUUUAAGGACCUCUCACUUCUAUUUUAUUCCGGAGCAGAUCAGACACCAUGCGAGCGUUCACUGAAACUUUAACAUCGACUUAUCAAUGGCUUGGCCAUCUAAAGUCCUCGCAACUCAAAAGCAUCGCCCAAGCAACGGGUAUACCAACAGCCGGACCCAAGCUGGCCUUGGCCUUACGAUUGCAGAGAGAACUCCCGCAAUGCGAGUAUCUGCCAACUGAGCUGACUAUGUCGGCGGGCCAGGGUUCAUCAAUACCCCAAUCCGCAGGCCAGAAUAGUGUACAGAAAGAAAAGAUGACCAGCGGCCAGGGAGAGAGUCUAAGUAUUCUCAGUAUCGAUAUGGGGAUUCAGAAUCUUGCCUUUGCGCAUUUGCUAGUUCCGGGUCCUGCGAUGAGAAAGGAUUCUAUUUCCAGUUCUGGUUCUCCUCCUUCAGGGGAUCCUGUUCCCACGCUCACUGCAUGGCAUCGUCUUGCCGUUUCGGCAUUUCCAAGGUCGUCUACUCUUGGGUUAUCUUCGCUUUCGUUAUCUACGUUUCCACUAUCGGGGUCUAGGUCCAGGAGGCAGAAACUACCGACAGAAGACAGAACUAGCCUGCUCUCCAGCGACGAGGAAGGAAAUACGGCUACGAGAUCUACAGAGGACGAUGACAAAAUGUUAUUCACCCCAGAUCUCUACGCCGAACAUGCUUAUACGUUAAUAACGUCGCUCCUCGCGACCUACAACCCAACUCACAUCCUCAUUGAGCGCCAGCGCUUCCGUUCCGGCGGAGCCAGCGCUGUGCAGGAGUGGACGCUCCGCGUAGGUGUCUUUGAAGGGAUGCUCUAUGCUGUUUUGCACACGCUGGCGCGAGAGCGGGCACAUUCGGUAUCCGUACAGAGUGUCGAGCCAUCGCGUGUAGCGAGGUAUUGGUAUGGUGAUUCGGAGACUGAUGCUCUUCAAGAAGAGGAGGAUUCAGAGACAACGCAGACGAAGGACGAGACGAGGAAGAAGAAGAAGAAGAAAAGGAUGACUUCGAAGGAAGGGAAGAAAGCGAAGAUCGACCUCGUGGGCAAAUGGCUUUCUGCAUGGGAGACAGGGAAGGAAAGCAUCAGCGAAGGUGUUCCGAGCACGUCUCUCAUGAAGGGACAAAAGAUAGAUGUCGCACCCGAUGACAAUGUCAGACGAGUUGUCAAUGCAUAUCUCCGCGGGUGGCAAGGAAAGAAGACGACAAGAUCUCGCUCUGCAGUCGGUUCGGACGAGGGAUUGGAGAAGGCCGAUAUUGGCAAGCUGGACGAUCUUGCUGAUUGUCUUCUUCAGGGAGUGACAUGGCUAGAUUGGCAUGUCGCAAGGGGACAGAUUUUGCGUGAUGGAGUGGACGCUCCUGUUGUUAAGGAUAUACUCAAUCCUGAAGCGAUAAGAAGGGCGUAAUGGUUGGAUGGGAUACUGUUAUUUGUAAAAUACACAGUUCUAUAUGUACUAUAUGAAAAGACAUAAAAAACAUUUUCCUU
Molecule: messenger RNA, 1801 nt
Organism: Paecilomyces variotii
Lineage: Eukaryota; Fungi; Ascomycota; Eurotiomycetes; Eurotiales; Thermoascaceae
Product: mitochondrial resolvase Ydc2
Exons: 1
Coding region: 363-1721 (452 amino acids)
Cellular component (GO): mitochondrion
Molecular function (GO): flap-structured DNA binding; DNA endonuclease activity; Y-form DNA binding
Source: RefSeq, a predicted model, not a curated record